This is a messenger RNA of Cottoperca gobio, 2886 nucleotides long. RefSeq names its product tpd52 like 1 (gene tpd52l1). The transcript has 10 exons. Gene Ontology annotation, cellular component: cytoplasm. The coding region runs from base 169 to 1110 and encodes 313 amino acids. The record is from RefSeq and is a predicted model, not a curated record. Lineage: Eukaryota; Metazoa; Chordata; Actinopteri; Perciformes; Bovichtidae. Gene Ontology annotation, biological process: positive regulation of MAP kinase activity; positive regulation of apoptotic signaling pathway.
AAUUACAGAAGCGCGAGCCCAUUGGCUUGUGCUCUAAGAGAUCCGCUGCCUAGCGCGUGACAACCAAGGAAACCCCAGUAAAUACACACUGAUCUUACGGCCGGUGCUGCGCGUGCUAAAGGGUCUUGUCUCUGGAGGAUAUUUGGGGAGUUCAUCUUGCUGUCGCUGAUGGAGACCAGACAACAAGAGUUGUACUCUGGUGUUCUGAGUGGAGCAGUGGUGGACUGGGGCAGCAUGGGUCCUGGAGAGGAAUGGGUUAACUCUGCCACACACGAGGGAGAGCAGGGUUUGAAUCAGGGCAUGUUUUACCCCUCUGGCGAGGAACCGGUUAAAAGGAGCUCAUAUGGUGAUGACGUGGCUCCAGUGGCCCAAAACGGGGAAAACCCAACAGAAUGGGGUAAAACUUCACCAUCAGGGGACGAUCAGUGGGGUCAGACAUCAGUGUCCCACUGUGACAACUGGGUCAUGUCUUCCACUUGGGAUAUGCAACUGGACAGCACAGAGCGAGGACACCUCACCGCAGGUUUUCUGGACUCUGAGCCAUUGAGAGAGACUGACGAAGAUAUGGCGUCAGAAGUCAACUUGAACAUUAUGACGGAUGAGGAGAGAGAGGAGAUUCAGCAAGAGUUAGCUAAACUGGAGGAGGAGAUCAGUACAUUGAGGCAGGUUUUGUCGUCCAAAGAGAAGCAGCACGCAGAGCUCAAACAAAAACUGGGCAUGAGUUCUCUGAACGAUCUGAGAAACAACUUCAGUAAAGGCUGGCACGACAUGCAGACCUCCACAGCCUAUAAGAAGACAUCAGAGACGCUGUCCACAGCAGGACAGAAAACCUCAGCCGCCUUCAACACACUGGGCAGCGCCAUCAACAGGAAGUUUGGGGACAUGAGCUACUCCAUCAGACACUCUAUGAGCAUGCCCACCAUGAGAAACUCUCCCAGCUUCAAGUCUUUUGAGGAGACAGUCGAGACUACAGUGUCCACUAUCAAGACGAAGGUUGGCGGUACAGAGUCGGGAGGCAACUUUGAGGAAGUCCUCUCCUCCGCAGCAAACGCCAGCUCUCAGGACACGCCCACUAACAACUUGACGGACAUCUCCGAGAGGCCGUGUUAGAGCCACACCGUGAGGCGGGACUUAAAAACCCGGAAACUGCUGUGUUACAGCACUUCUCUACUCAAUACUCAAUACUCUGACUGAAAUGUUACAACAUACUUGUAUUUGAUGUCUCAUGUUCAGAUGCUUUUGUGAAACACGUUUGCGUUUAAGCCUCCUUACACCUGGAUGCAACCCUAAAUUAUUAGACUUGAUAGAAAAUUGACGUAACUUCUUGUUUGGACCAAUUUUACCCUAAAUAUUCCAAAGCGGCAUUUGUCUACUUUUAUUUUGAAAGAUCAAGACAGCUAGCAUCAAAAGCGCUCUGACUAUAGUAGAGGAUCUGAUAACAAACCCAGUGAGCCUCUCAGAUUAUUCCACAUGUAACUAAACUGGGUUUAAAGGAACAAUCUGUUGACAACCUAGAUCACUUUAUGAAUUUUACCAAGAGAUCAGAGCCGGUUGAUCUCUUUGUUGAAGGACUCUUAGUCAGUGUGGUGGAGAACGUACCUCCAAACCACAGACGUUGUUCAGGUGAGGUGAAGGGGAGACGCAGCUAAGCAUUAGUGGAAAAAGGGAGGACGAGCAGAUUCCAAAUCGGCUCCAGAAGUAUUUCUUCUGUCACCUAAAUUAAGCGUGUCUUGGUUUGGCUCGUGUAUUCACUUCCAGUUUUCACAGCUGCACACAAAACGAGAGGUUUUUGAUUCCUUCUUUUGUUUUGGAAAUUCGACAUAAGUGGAAACAGCCAUCAAACAGCAUCAACACUCAUGAAUACAACUUUCAUACCAAAAACUACACUUUUAGGCUAACCGUGUUUGCUUAAUAAAAAUAUAUAUUUUAUGUUACAUUUUACCUUGUACCUUUUUACUAAAACGUUUUUAAAAAAUGUGCAGAUAACCCAUGUGGAUGUGGUCAACCCAGGAGUCCUGGGUGAAACAAAAUAUUUGUAAACUUGCAUAAAUGAUUUUACAUUAAGACAGAAGCUCAAGAUUUUAUUAUAGCACUAAAACGAUAUUUUGUGGACUGACUUUGAAAAUACAGCCAGGCAUACUACUUUUUGAAAAUACAGCUGACUGUUACACACAUUUUGCGUAUAGUCUGUGCUUUCACACUAUAGGACUAACUAGUAUAUACUGUAGGAAUAAAUGCAACACUGUAUUUGCCAUGUGCAGUGAAAUACUGACUGCUUGAAAAAUGGAUGUUGGGCAAAAUCUGAUUAAUCACUUAUGCUGAAAAUAAAAUGAAAACAAUUUUGUAUCUCAGGUCUCUACAAACCUCUUCAGUCCAGCAGUUUGAGCUGGGGGUGUGUUUAACCUUGUGUUGAACUGCUGUACCUUUUUAGAUUAGUGCUGGAUUCACACAAGUAUACAACAUGACAUUUUAACCCUAAAAUGGUCCAGAUACUGUAAAAGCUGAAGCUUUUUCUGAGGCCUAUUUCACUGAGCACAGUGUAACAUUAAUAUACAGCUCAGAUUGUUUAACUUCCAGAUGCAGAACUAACCUGUUUAAUGCUGAAACAUCACUUUUUACUGUUCUGAAAAGGUUUGUGUCACAAAACAUUAAAAAUCUCAUUUAAAUUGUGGGUGAAAACAUCCUUUUCUUUUAAAGUUAUCGACCUCUGCUGCAUAACUUUGCCAUCAAAGCAACGUUCUGUUUUCAAAAUAUAAUCUGUUUUGUGUUUCUCAUAUCGUCUUUCAUGUGGUUAUUUUUCUUCUUUGCUGUGGUUUGAGAAGAUCUCCCGGAUCAUUUCAUGUUUAAUGAAAUGUAUUAAAUAAAAUUCAUGUCAAUAUUCAAGAU